Messenger RNA from Cygnus atratus (black swan), 3759 nucleotides. It is a transcript of the gene FAABTP, whose product is annotated as transmembrane protein 19. NCBI's taxonomy places the organism in Eukaryota, Metazoa, Chordata, Aves, Anseriformes, Anatidae. The transcript is spliced from 7 exons. Gene Ontology annotation, cellular component: membrane. The record is from RefSeq and is a predicted model, not a curated record. The coding region runs from base 199 to 1209 and encodes 336 amino acids.
CGGCUGCGCCGGGACCGGCGGGGAGCGAGGAAAUGGCCGCCCCAGCGGCCGCGAUGGCCGCGGCGGGUGCCGCCGGCACAGCGCAGCAGUGACCCUCGCCUCCUCACGAGGAUUUUUUGGCAGCGAGGCCGCACCGAGCCCGACCCACAGCAGCCCCCGUGCGGCCCCAGGCUGCAGGCGGCCUCCUCCUGGCUCCCCAUGUCGUGCUACCAGGAGGAUUUCUUCAAGGAGUACCUUAAGAUGAUGGCGAACAUCAUCAUCCUGAGCUUGCUCAUCUGUAUCUCCCUGGCCUUCUGGAUCGUGUCCAUGACUGCGAGUACCUACUACGGUAAUUUACGACCAAUUUCUCCGUGGCGCUGGCUUUUUUCAGUCACAGUUCCACUACUGAUUGCUACACAGGGUGUUAAGAAGAAGAGUCUUGAUCACAGUGGUGCAUUGGGAGGAUUGGUGGUUGGAUUUAUCCUUACAGUUGCAAAUUACAGUUUCUUCACUUCUUUGCUUGUAUUUUUUGUUACUUCUUCAAAGCUUACUAAAUGGAAAAAAGAUAUAAAGAAGCGAAUAGAUUCCGAAUACAAAGAAGGUGGACAGAGGAAUUGGUUACAAGUAUUUUGUAAUGGCGGUGUUCCUACUGAGCUGGCUAUCUUAUAUAUGAUAGAAAGUGGACCUGGUGAAAUUCCAAUAGACUUUUCAAAGCAAUACACAGCAUCGUGGAUGUGCUUAUCGCUUUUGGGAGCUUUGGCAUGCUCUGCUGGUGAUACGUGGGCGUCAGAGAUUGGUAGUGUUAUGAGUAAAAGCAAGCCAAGGUUAAUAACAACCUGGGAAAAAGUUCCAGUAGGUACUAAUGGAGGAAUUACAUUAGUGGGUCUCCUCUCAAGUUUGCUUGGUGGCAUGGCAGUAGGAACAGCCUACUUCAUAACACAGCUCAUUUUCGUGAGUGAUCUGGAUGUGUCCGCGCCACAAUGGCCAAUUGUUGUGUUCGGUGCAGCAGCUGGCUUGCUGGGAUCAAUUGUUGAUUCAUAUUUGGGAGCUACAAUGCAAUACAGUGGUUUUGACAAGAACACUGGCAUGGUUGUCAACCACCAAACAAAAGACUCCAAGCACAUAUCUGGAAAACCUAUACUAGACAACAACGCAGUAAAUCUUUUUUCUUCUGUACUCAUUGCUCUGGUGCUUCCCGGUGUGGCAUGGUGUUUCUGGCCAAGAGGUUGAAAUGGUUUAAGGCUUUCUGCGUGUUCUGGUUCAGUUAUAUUCAGUCUUACUUAAAGACUCCCGAGAGUGCUCUUUGAGCUCUCUUGCAGAGAGGGAUCUGAACCUUUGAGAGAGCCAAAGGACUUUCCAUCUCAACUUAUUUAGCCAAGCUUCAUAUGGCAGUAGCCAUCUGUCAGGGCAAAGGAGGGGUCUUGUCAAUAUGCUGUUGCUGCUCUUUAAGUGGGUGUAGAUCAUUGCCAAAUGAGGCGAAGCACUGUUUUUUUAUCGUCAUGGAGCUGAAGGGUUGGCUUCUGUGUUCUCUAUGGAAGAGCAAGAAGCUGGAAAUAGAAGUUGUCUAAUCUACAUUUACCAGUGUGAUAGAGCACUGCAACUGUUCAAGCCAGGCACAAAAUACUCUGCAACUUUAUGCAGUGGUAACACGGGUGAAAUGGAUGAAUUUUGGUUUAGUAAUUCCCAUAAUCUGCAGGAUGUAAGGUUUUGAGGAAAUACUUGAGGAGGAAGAGCAUUAAGCCUUGUUGCCUAUUUUGUAUCCUGAUACAAUCUCCACUUCCCCGAAAAUAGGGUUGGUAAAAGUGAUGCUAUGAUAAUGCUAUAAUAAUGGUUGAAGCAAAAGACUGAGUUCAGAAUAGAAAUGACUAGCUUUUCCAGUAAGAAUAAUAACUUUGUCCAUGUUUAUUUGAAAUUCUUAUUUCUUAAUUAAUGCUAUAUAAGAAGAUUGUUAACACUGUUGUAAUGUGGUACUUAUUAAAUUAUGUAACAUUAAAUAUUACAGUUUUGCAUUCACAUUCAUCUUUUUAUAAAUAUGAACAUUGUUUCUGUAAGCAUAGAAUUACUUUAUAAUAUUUAGCAUUCUGAGCAAACAAUAUUGUUUAGUUCUUUUUCAGCAGUGUAAGUUUUUUCUGUUUUGUUCAGGGUUGCUAUUCACAGGUGAUAGCCUCAAUCAAAGAAGCUACAGAUGUUAUCCGCAUAGGGAGAGUCUUACUGACAAAGCAUUUCAAAGGGGGAAUUUACCUUCUGGUGCUCAAGCUGCUAUAUUAGAUGAUUCCAUCUUUCAGCAUUAAUUAUAAGAUGUAGAAGUAAUUUAGCCAGCACAGAUUAUAUUUAAAUGUUAUGAAUACCCUCAUAAUAACUGGAGACAUUCAGAAAGUAGAGCCUGUACAAUUAAUGUAUAAAAGAUAUUUCUUUUUAUCUUCAGAGAUAGAUGAGUAUUUGUGUUAAACAGCUGAUUUAUUUAUUUUUUUUAACAAAUAUGUACGUUGCCUGUCCAAAUUGACUUGGAUCAUGUAUUCUGUCACCUUUUAUAAGAAUAUUCAAAUAUUUUAACACCUCCCAUGUUGAAUUUAUUCAUUUGAAAUCUAGAAUUUAUCAUUGGACCUUGUUAAUUGUAUUACCCAAUGAUAUAGAUGAGAUUUCAACCUUAUGAAAGCUUUCUGAAAAGAACAAAUUGUAUGGUUGAUGUAUGCCAGUGUUCCUAUGGGAAGGUACAUGGUUAUAAAAGGAAUAUAUGCACUUAAUCUGUAACAGUAAAGACAGGAAACUUUUAUGCACUGAUUAGAUUUAUGCUGCUUCUAUGUAAACGCUGUAUUAGCAGUCUUUUAAGAUUUUAUUAAUAUUUUUGUGAUUUCUAGAAUUAAGAAAUAUAAUUUUCUUUUGUAAGAUACUUUUGCUUUCAAUUAAAUGUCUUAUUUUUUAUUAUUUUGUUUCCUGAAACAAAGUAUGCUUUUAAAUCAAACACUGAAGUAGACUUAGUCUGCUUUUCACUACUAUUUGAGUCUCAUUUUAAAACUGCCUAGUCACAAUUGGAAGGUAUCUGUAAUUUAAAACACAUAGCAGCAUGAAAUGCUUUGAUCUGUUAUCAUAUGAAUUAUUGUGAUCCAAAUGAACUCCUGCAGGUAGGACCUUCAAAGGCCAUUAUUGAGAAUUUAACAUUUGUCAUAUCUUCAUAGUGAUGGCAUUGACUUGUUUAUGAAAUUUCCAAUCCUAAAUUUGCAAUAUUUAGAAAUAUCUGAACACUCUUUAACUCUAAAAGGGACAGCGUUAACUCUGAGUAUACUGUAUUGACUGGGGUACACCUUAUGGAAAUUUCAUUACUUUUUUUUUUUAAUAGAUAUUACAGGAAGGAAGUUACAGUAUUUGACUAUCUGCUUCUGAACUGAUGUGUGUCACUAAGAGCAGUUGCAGAGAUGAGAAAGGAGCACAGGAGUACUGCCUGUCCAUGUGAUACCAGGAGAGAAAGAACAUGUAGGAAGUAAAAGGGAAAAGGAGGAGGAGCUGGGAUAAAACCAAAGAAAUUAAAAACACCUGAGUGCUUGUUUUGCUUCAGAGCUAUUGGUACCUUUAGUAUAUGAGAUAACUGUCACUAAAUUUCCUUUCAUAUUGAAGUGGCACCAAGAUUUUCCACAGCCUCAAGAGGAGGAUACUCUUGAUUUUUUUAACUGAAUUACGAAACAUUGGUCGUCAUUCUUUGCUUGAUUUUUAGAUGUGUUAGAAGUUCAAGUAAAAGUAUGUUUAUGGCUUAAUUUACUUUUAAUAAAUAACAUCUUGCAAUCA